Messenger RNA from Naegleria fowleri, 1401 nucleotides. RefSeq lists its product as uncharacterized. Gene Ontology annotation, cellular component: membrane. Gene Ontology annotation, biological process: nitrite transport; transmembrane transport. NCBI's taxonomy places the organism in Eukaryota, Heterolobosea, Eutetramitea, Acrasida, Naegleriidae. Bases 1 to 1401 code for a protein of 466 amino acids. The record is from RefSeq and is a predicted model, not a curated record. Gene Ontology annotation, molecular function: high-affinity secondary active nitrite transmembrane transporter activity. The transcript is spliced from 2 exons.
AUGUUUCAUUCAUCACAAAAGAAGACCAAAACCAAGUUGCAAGACGAGUUUGAGGAUUUAGAAAUGGCUGGCUCUCGUCCUGAGUACAUCGCCACGAACAAUUCAAAUGGGGUUUCUAUGGGUAACACCACUCCACUUUCAAGCUCCGCAUCAGUUAAUUCCUUCUCUCAAAUGCUUGUCAAUGUACAAACAUCAGAGGAAGACUUUGAGCAGACCCAAACUUCUUCAUCCAACCAAAGAAGAGCUACCACAAAUCCGAGCUCAAAUACAAAUCAUCCUGCUUCUUCAAUGAAAGGAGGGGGCGACCCUAAAUAUAAUGGAGGCACAUCUGUUGAAAUUGAGAUGGAGCCAUCAUCCUCUUCAACCAUGAACGGAAGUACACCAAACUCACAAACCAUAGAAAAUCUUAACCAACGUUUGCAAUUCUACGAGAAGGCUAUCCUUGCUUUAAUGUCAAACUCAAAGAAGGGCUCUCGGUUGAGAAGAAUUGAAGACGAAUUGUUGGGCAAGGAUACAGAGGAAGAAAACCCUAUUGAAGCUAUCCUUUCUGCAGCUGAACAGAAAAAACAAGAAAAGAAGCAAAAAGCAGAAAUGGAAAAGAUGAAAAUUUUGGAACAACAAAAGCAAGACCAAGAAGAAGAGAGACAAUAUCGAUGCAAUCCUCAUUUACGUCAAAAAGUCAUGACUCAUACAGGCGUUAAAAAAGCCUCAAAAACUCUUGACCAAUUAAUUUUACUGUCUUUGCUUGGAGGUAUUUUCAUUGGAUUUGGAUCGGUCUCUGCUUUAAAGACGGGAGGUAACAUGCCAGGUUUAGAGAAGGAAAAUCCUGGUUUGACCAAGUUAAUUUUCUCUGGAGUUUUUACAGUGGGUUUGACGUUGGUGAUAAUUACAGCGAUUGGAUGCAAUUGGUUGGUUUGUCUUGCUGUCUAUACCACCUACGGAACGAGCAGGAUUAUGGAGAAGAUAAUGGGAUUGUUUUUACCAAUCCUUGCCUUUGUUUCUGCAGGAUUUGAGCACAGUAUCGCCAAUGGAUUCUUUAUUCCUCUUGCCAUGAUGUAUGGCUCACCAAUCACCUUGUACGAUUUCUUGAUUGGAAACAUGUUUCCCGUAGUGCUUGGAAAUACUGUCGGUGGAGGAGUGUUUGUUGGUAUGAUUUUCUGGUGGGUGCAUGGUAAAAGGCAAGAACGAAAACAUAUUCUGGAUGAAUGGUUCCUUGACAAAGUUAAGGCAAAGAUUACCUCACCAUUUGUACAUGUCUAUGAAAAGUUCCAAGAAAAGUGGAAUGAAUAUCUUGAUGUCAGAAGAAUCAACAAAUUGAUAAAAUUGCAGGAACGUGAGGCAAGAGAAGCGAGAAUGAGGGUCAUCUCUGAAUACGAUGAUGCAGAAGACAUGAUUGCUUAA